UGCACGACUUGUCCUUGAUUUCCUACGGGGAGGUGAUAGCUGCGGACUUAGGACUGCACAGGCGCUAGAUCAACGAAAUACUUGCACAUAGCAGCGUUAAAUUGUCACCAUGGUGUUUGUUCCAGACGAGGGGAAGUCGCUCGCCCCUCCGGGAAUAGUGAACAGGAACUCGGUGUGGUUGUCCGGUGUCGGCUGGGUCUCCGCGAUGCUCCAUAAUGCUCUCAACCAUAGGCCGCCAAUGAGAGCAGGUGUCCAUCGGCAGUUCCUUCUGGCUACUAUUGGCUGGUUCAUUGGUUAUCAUGUCACGAAAUAUGAAAACUACAUCUAUGCCAAGCUGGACCGAGACAUGAAUCAGUAUGUUAAGCUCCACCCAGAGAGAUUUGAAUCGAAAGAAAAAAAGACCUUUGCUGAGAUUGUCGAGCCGUUCCAUCCUGUGCGCUAAGUCUGAGUGGCUACCAUGGCAA
Messenger RNA from Cyprinodon variegatus (sheepshead minnow), 464 nucleotides. It is a transcript of the gene ndufc2, whose product is annotated as NADH dehydrogenase [ubiquinone] 1 subunit C2-like. Lineage: Eukaryota; Metazoa; Chordata; Actinopteri; Cyprinodontiformes; Cyprinodontidae. Gene Ontology annotation, biological process: mitochondrial electron transport, NADH to ubiquinone. The transcript is spliced from 3 exons. Gene Ontology annotation, cellular component: mitochondrial inner membrane. Bases 110 to 442 code for a protein of 110 amino acids. The record is from RefSeq and is a predicted model, not a curated record.